AUGCUGAUUAAACAAAGCACAGGAAAGGUUAAUAAGGAUGUAAUAUCUCAAAAGAUUACAAAAGUGGGGGACGGUCCACUCCUUGAAAAAGUUGACAAUGAUGUUACUCUCGUUAAUCAAUUAAAGGGUAAUAUAAAAAAUAAUUUAUCGCACAGUAAGAAGGAAGGAGAACAGAAUGAAGAGGAAUGGUCGACCCAAUCUGAAAACUUGAAAUCAGUAGAUGUCAAAGCGUUUCGACAAUAUGAAUUAGCUUGUGAUAGAGUUAAGCAAUUUUAUGAAGAGCAACACGAGAAACAAACGGUAGCAUAUAAUAUUCAAGCACGUAUCAAUUUUAAAACAAAGAGUAGAGCAAGAAUGACUGUUUGGGAGGGUCUUGAGAGGUUGAAUAAGUUAUUAGAUGAAAGUGAUCCAGAUACCGAGUUGUCCCAAAUUGAUCAUGCAUUACAGACAGCAGAGGCUAUUAGAAAAGAUAAUAAACCCCGUUGGUUUCAAUUAGUAGGGUUAAUACAUGACUUGGGUAAGCUUUUAUAUUUUUUUGAUUCUAAAGGUCAAUGGGAUGUAGUUGGGGAUACAUUUCCAGUUGGAUGUAAGUUUCUGAAGAAAAUUAUCUUUCCUGAAAGUUUCAAGAAGAAUCCAGAUUUUUUUAAUCCAUUAUAUAAUACAAAGUACGGUAUUUAUUCUAAGGGAUGUGGACUAGACAAAGUCAUGCUAAGUUGGGGCCACGAUGAAUACAUGUAUCAUGUAGCCAAAUUAAAUUCUACAUUACCUCCAGAAGCAUUGGCCAUGAUACGAUAUCAUUCAUUUUACCCCUGGCAUCAAGAAUACGCUUAUAGUUAUUUAAUGGAUGAACAUGAUGAGGAAAUGCUCAAAGCUGUUAAGGCUUUUAACGGAUAUGACUUGUAUUCUAAAAUUGAUCAAAGCUAUGACGUCGAAGAAUUAAAACCUUAUUACAUGGAAUUAAUAGAUGAAUUCUUCCCAAAGAAAAUUAUAGAAUUCUAA
Molecule: messenger RNA, 999 nt
Organism: Debaryomyces fabryi
Lineage: Eukaryota; Fungi; Ascomycota; Pichiomycetes; Serinales; Debaryomycetaceae
Exons: 1
Coding region: 1-999 (332 amino acids)
Biological process (GO): inositol catabolic process
Cellular component (GO): cytoplasm
Molecular function (GO): inositol oxygenase activity; iron ion binding
Source: RefSeq, a predicted model, not a curated record